AUGGAGAAUGAAUCAGUUAAAGAGCGCAGGUUGGCUGCAUUAUGUAGAAGAAUGGGGCAAAUGUGGUCAGAGGAUUUCGUAGCCAACAUGUUUGAAGAAAUUCCAGAGGAUAAAUGGAAAGCAUGUAAUCUCAUACUGCUAGGGAAACUCUUUUCCAGGUCAAACGUAAACUUUCAGGCCUUCUUAUCCACAAUGAAGAAGGCUUGGAAGACUGAAAACGUAGUGUGUGAGGCAGUGCAGUCGGGCCUGUUCUCGUUCACUUUCAGAGAGGAAGCUGACUUGAAAAGAGUCUUGGAUACUAGCCCUUGGUGUUUCUCGGGGAACCUGCUCAUUCUACAGAAACUACAACCAAAGGAACCUAUCCACCGGCAUGUCUUUACUCAUUGUGCAUUUUGGGUGCAAGUGCUGGGAAUUCCGAUAAUUCGAAUAACUAAAAAGACGAUGCUAGAGGUGGCCGGGAAGAUAGGAAAGGUGGUGGAACUGAAAAUAAACGGCAAAGAUGGCAGCCCAUGUAAGGUGGGAAGAGCGCGCGUGAUGCUAGACUUAUCACGCCCCCUAUGGCCAGGAGCAUUGGUGAAUUUCGAUGAUGAUCAAAUAUGGGUGGAUUUUAAAUAUGAGAGGCUUCCUUACUAUUGCUAUUCAUGUGGCCGGAUAGGCCAUUAUACCACAAGCUGUGAGGAAAUCCCUUACAAGGAACCAAGGUCGAGGGAGGAAGUAGCUGGAAACUUUGGAUAUUGGCUGAAAGCGGAAGCCAAGGAAAAUAGUCAUUUCUGGAAAAUGUAUUAUGGGGAAGAGAUACAUUGUGAGGAACAAGAAACAGUUGCGGAAACUCCACCGGUUGGUACCAUGGAGGUCCCGACCAAUAAUGAGAACUAUGAGAUGCAAUUGGGAUAUCCUAUGGAAGCUCAACCCUCAUAA
This is a messenger RNA of Eucalyptus grandis, 918 nucleotides long. RefSeq lists its product as uncharacterized. Lineage: Eukaryota; Viridiplantae; Streptophyta; Magnoliopsida; Myrtales; Myrtaceae. The record is from RefSeq and is a predicted model, not a curated record. The transcript has a single exon. Gene Ontology annotation, molecular function: zinc ion binding; nucleic acid binding. The coding region runs from base 1 to 918 and encodes 305 amino acids.